AUGAUGAAGUAAUAUAUAAUUGAGCUCAUUUGUGUAAAGAUUGAGGAAGCUGAACAAAGAAUCAGAAAGCUACAUCCACUUUAUAACAUGUCUCUUGAUCAAGUUUUCCCAAGCGUCGCGUGCUGUUUCAAAUGCUGCAGAAGAGGAAAGAAAACUGAUGAAUCAAGAAAAUAUAGUCUUUUAGAGGAUGAGAAAAAUGCUUUGAAAAAAUUGAAAGAAUUAGGGCUAGAAGAUGGAGAGAGAUUUGAUGAUGGUGAAGACGUCAAUUUAAAUCAAAAUAAUGCAAACCAAGAUGUUAAAGAGGAUCCAUAUCUUUAACUUGGUUUUGGAAUGUGUGCUUACUUCAAUCUACUGAAAACAUUUAUUGUGGUGUUCAUUGCACUAACACUGCUCGUAUUGCCAAUUAUUGGAAUAUAUGCCAAUAAAGAUGGACUCCAAGGCUGGAGAAAUUAUGAGAGAUCCAGAUUUAGUAUUGGCAAUAUGGGCUUCUAAGAGUCUUUCUUUGGCAACAUAGUUAAGCUAACAAGUUAUGGACUGAUUCCUUCUACAUUAAAUUCUUCCAAGGAGAUAAACUACUGUGGAACGAAUCCUAUUGAAAAAAUAUAGCACUGCACUGAUAAACACUUUUCAACUGACUUCAGAACUAUUUUCGAAGGUCAUUGCCUAAACAAGAACAAGUGUGAUAGGACAUUCAACCUUGAUACAUUGAUAUUAUAUGAGUCAAAGGACGAUGGAAUGUCUUGUACGAAUAAAACAAGCGCUAGAUUCUAUAUCUAAUACACUUGCGAGGAACCAGAUAGUGAGAUUCUUAUAAAAAAGCAUUCUGCACUAGCAGUUGCUUGUCUAGGACUUUUCAUUUGCUUUAUUUUCUUCUGCAUGACCUAUUAUCUGUCUAAGACUUCUUACAUUGACUAUAAACUCUGGGAUGUGUUCACAGUAACUGCUGCAGAUUUUACAGUAGAGUAUACUAUACCUCAAUAGGUUUGGCAUUAAUUCUGUUCACUACCAGAUUCAAACGAAGGAGAUAGCAAGGCUGUAGCUUUUGAAGGCUACUUGAAGAAACAGUUUGAGCAAAUCAUUACUAAUUAGGAGGGUGUUUUAUCCCAAGAGAACUAAGAGAUUAGAAUUGCCAAUAUCAGCUUCGCUUUUGAUAACUGUGAGCUCAUUUCCAAAUUGAAGACUAGAGGAUUUAUGAUAGGCAAUGGACAGUAUAACAAACUAGAUACAGUCGAUUAGCAAAUUGAUAGAAUCAAGGAGACUCAAAUAUAAAGAAUAGUAAGGCCUGUUGCUGCAUUCAUCACAUUUGAAACUUAAGAGGGCUAUGAAAGAGCUUGCAAUCUCAAAGAAAAGAGAAAUAUAUUCUGUUAGUUAUAAUCAAAGCUAGAUUUCCUAGGGCAACCCUUAGCAUUCACAGAGGCAACUGAGCCAACAAAUAUUAUUUGGGAAAAUAGAUAUUUAAAUGAUGUCUAAAGGUUCAUGAGAAAACUCAUAGUCGCAGUUUUAGUAGGAAUUUUCCUUGCUUUGACUGUAUUUAUUUUCUUCUUGCUGAAGAAAGCCACUAUUGACAACCAAUAGAAAUAUCCACCCUCAAAAGAUUGUGAUCAGAUAAGAACCCUAUUUAAAGAUAUCAAUGUUUUGGCUUAAGUUGCUGCAACAGAUAAGGACCCAACUCUUGACAAAAGAGGGACAGGAGUCUAUCAAUGUUACUGUGCUAACAAAGGCAAGGAUUCAGACCUUUGUGAUUAAUAUAGAAAAGAUAUGCUUUUAGGAACAUUCCUCAGUACUUUGGUUUCACUUCUUACUGUCAUAAUUAACAUUAUUCUCAGAACUAUCAAUAUUAAGCUGAUCUCUUUGAUUGGAUACACAACUGAGAGUGGCUAAACCUAAGCAGUCAUGAAAAGUGUAUUUUUCUCCCAAUUCCUUAAUACAGCUAUACUACUGCUAUUAGUAAAUGGUAACACCCAAUAAACUUUCCUUAGAUUCCUUGGAUUGGAUGGAUAGUUCCCAGAUUUCACCCUUGAGUGGUAUGUAGAUAUCGGUCCAGCCCUAGUUCAGACAAUGUUUAUUGCGGCUAUAUUCCCAGCCAUCGAAUUUGCUUAUGGAUAUCCAAUGAAAGUGGCUUUCAGGUUAUUGGAUAGCGGCUGCAAAAAAGGAGGUCCAAAGAAAACCAAAAAGAAUACAAUCCAGCAAUAUGUGAACUUAUAUGCCGGCCCAGAUCAUUUGCUUCACUUCAAAUAUUCAUCAGUAAUGAAUGUUACCUUCGUCACUUUUAUGUAUGGACUUGCCUUACCUCUUCUUUUCCCAAUUGCUCUUUUGGCCUUCUUGGUACUUUAUAUUACAGAAAAAUUAACAAUCACCUACUACUAUAAGAAACCCCCUAUGUAUGAUUAGAAAAUGAACGAGGCAGCCAUAGGAAUAUUGAAGUGGGCUCCAUUCUUUAUGAUGAUUUUUGGAUUCUGGCAACUAGGAAACAUGCAGAUUUUCUCGCAUGAGAUUGGUAUUAAAGAUUAUGCAACUGAUCCAGUCGUAACAAAUCAUGAUAUUCAGCUCUCAGGUGAUUAAGCACUACCACUCUUUAUAUUUGCCAUCAUAUUCUUUGCUUGUCUGUUCUUCAAUGACCUGAUCUUUGGACUCUUGGUUAAAGGUAAUAUCUGUGAAAGUUAGGAGGAAGAUGAAGUAGACGAGUAGCUUGGUUCUUAUUUCGAAUGCUUAACUCCCUAUCAAAGAAAAAUUUGGUUCUAUGAAGAAAAGCAUCUCUAAAGGACUUUAAAGAUUACUACUAUUGAUGAUUAUGCAAAGGAAAAACUCAGAUCUUCUAAAUCAGGCUAAAAGCAGAUAAGAGAUGUAAAAAUAUUAAUGUUUAACAAAAUUUAGUGCUAUAACUAUGAAAUUCUUACAAACUAGAAGUAUGCAGAUGCUUUCUAAUUUACUCCUCUUGACAUGAGAGAUACACCUGAGGAAAAAGAGGCAUCAGAUAUGGUCAUGAGACUACUUCUAAUCGCAUAUAGCAAAGAUGGAUCUCAAGAUGCAUUUAAAUUCAGCAAUAACAAUCCAAAAGGCAGAAGAUCAACUAAGAAGAAGGUUAUAAACUGA
Messenger RNA from Stylonychia lemnae, 3093 nucleotides. The record is from the annotation of a GenBank genome assembly. NCBI's taxonomy places the organism in Eukaryota, Ciliophora, Spirotrichea, Sporadotrichida, Oxytrichidae.